Molecule: messenger RNA, 231 nt
Organism: Strongyloides ratti
Lineage: Eukaryota; Metazoa; Nematoda; Chromadorea; Rhabditida; Strongyloididae
Exons: 2
Coding region: 1-231 (76 amino acids)
Source: RefSeq, a predicted model, not a curated record
AUGUCAUCUUCUGAUGAAGAAAUUGCUAUUGGAACAACAAUGGAUGUCUUUAUUAAACGUUCAAAAUAUAAAAGUUGGUCAGCUUCUGAAAUAAUUGGAAAAAAAGUACCAGAAACAGAUGAAAGUAGAGAAAUUAGGCAGAAUUUAGAUGAUAUUAAAAGAGUUUUAGAUAAAGAAAAAAUUAAUGAUUGGUUAUAUACAAAUUUCGAUAGUGUAAUGAAUUCCUUCUAA